CGGCGAGCGUGGGAGGCGCCGAGGGAGCGGGCAGCCCGCCGAGCCGCGCUCCCGUCCCGCUCGGCAGGCACGGCCGGCGGCGGCAGGCGGGCGGCGGCGAUGCCGCGGGCAGGCGGCCCCCCGGGGGGCCCGGGCACGGCGCUGCUGGCCCUGGCGCUGGCGCUGGCGGGGUCCCCGGGCGGCGGGCAGCACUACGACUACUACGGCUGGCAGCCCGAGAGCCUGCCCCACGGGCGCUUCUACGGGCGGGAGCCGCAGUGCCUCGACAUCCCGCCCGACAUGCAGCUCUGUCGCGACGUGGGCUACAAGCGCAUGCGGCUGCCCAACCUGCUGGAGCACGAGACCGUGGCCGAGGCCAAGCAGCAGGCCGGCAGCUGGGUGCCCCUGCUCGCCAAGCAGUGCCACACCGACACCCAGCUCUUCCUCUGCUCCCUCUUCGCCCCCGUCUGCCUCGACCGGCCCGUCUACCCCUGCCGCUCCCUCUGCGAGGUGGUGCGUGACUCCUGUGCCCCCGUCAUGGAGUCCUACGGCUUCCCCUGGCCCGAGAUGCUGCACUGCGGCAAGUUCCCCUCCGACCACGAGCUCUGCAUCGCCGUCCAGUUCGGGAACAGCAAGGCCACCCCGCCGCCAGUGUCCAAGAUCUGCACCCAGUGCGAGAUGGAGCACAAGGCGGAUGGCAUGAUGGAGCAGAUGUGCUCCAGUGACUUUGUGGUGAAGAUGCGCAUCAAGGAGAUGACGGAGGAGAACGGGGAGCGGCGGCUAGUGGCUGCCCAGAAGAAGAAGGUGCUGAAGCUGGGCCCACUUAAGCGCAAGGACACCAAGAAGAUGGUGCUGCACAUGAGGAACGCAGGUGCCUGCCCCUGCCCCCAGCUUGACAGCCUCAGCGGCAGCUUCCUGGUGAUGGGCCGCAAGGUGGGCGGCCGCCUGCUCCUCCUCGCCAUCUACCCCUGGCAGAAGAACAACAAGGAGAUGAAGUUCGCCGUCAAGUUCAUGUUCUCCUACCCCUGCCCCCUCUACCACCCCCUGCUCUACGGGGCCGGGCAGCACUAGGGCUCUGCCCACCCUGCCCUGUCACAGGACUCCUGCACUGGCCUGACGCUGCACCCCUGGCACCCCAGCUGCACCCCUGGCAUCCCUGGUUGCACCCCAGGACCCUGGCUCUGCUCCCCUCAGCCCCUUGGCUGUGCCCCAGGACCCUGCUCUGCACCCCCAGGAUUCCCAGCUGCAUUUGUGGGAACCUUGAUCCACAGCCAGGACCCCUGCCCCCUGCUGAGAGCCCUGCUCUGCACCCCUGGGACCCCUGUUCUGCUCCCAGGACCCCCGCCCACACCCAGGAGCUUAGGCUGAACCCAAGACCCUUGCUCUGCAUGCUUGUGAGCCCUGGUCUGCACCAGCGAUCCUUGGCUACUCCCAAGCCCCCUGCCUGGCACUCCAUGGACCCUUGCCUGCACUUCGGAUCCCUGCUUGGCCCUCUUGGGACCCCUUGGCUGCACACGAGACCCCUACCCUGCACCCCUGUGUCCCCUGCCCAGCUCCCUGGUAACAUGCCCCAGACCCUCAGCCCCGCCAAAUCCCUACUCCACCCCACCAAAGCAUCCCAUGCCCUCACCUUGAGCUCACACCCCAGCCCUGGAUUAUCCCACCUUCGCAGGGACCCACGCUAGCUGAGGCAGGACCCUCCUGUCCUGCUGUCCCCGCAGACUGGCCCCCUCAAGACCAAGUGCCCGGAGCAGCGUGGCCCCUGCCUGGGCUGCCCCACUCUUCCCAUCCCACAUGGCUCAGUGAGGAGGGGGGUCCACCUCUAAGCCCCCCAGAGGAGCUCUGCUGCAUCCCUUGCACACACCCCUGCCAAGACCGAGCCCAGGCACCCCUUGUCCAUCCACACCACAGUAAAUUAUUCUGCCUCAGAGAAGCCUG
Harpia harpyja (harpy eagle) is the source of this 1917-nucleotide messenger RNA. It is a transcript of the gene SFRP5, whose product is annotated as secreted frizzled related protein 5. The record is from RefSeq and is a predicted model, not a curated record. Gene Ontology annotation, biological process: non-canonical Wnt signaling pathway; negative regulation of canonical Wnt signaling pathway; canonical Wnt signaling pathway. NCBI's taxonomy places the organism in Eukaryota, Metazoa, Chordata, Aves, Accipitriformes, Accipitridae. The transcript has 3 exons. Bases 100 to 1050 code for a protein of 316 amino acids. Gene Ontology annotation, molecular function: Wnt-protein binding.